This is a messenger RNA of Exophiala bonariae, 4305 nucleotides long. RefSeq lists its product as uncharacterized. The coding region runs from base 1 to 4305 and encodes 1434 amino acids. Gene Ontology annotation, molecular function: guanyl-nucleotide exchange factor activity. Gene Ontology annotation, biological process: regulation of ARF protein signal transduction. The record is from RefSeq and is a predicted model, not a curated record. The transcript is spliced from 2 exons. NCBI's taxonomy places the organism in Eukaryota, Fungi, Ascomycota, Eurotiomycetes, Chaetothyriales, Herpotrichiellaceae.
AUGGCCACGGUUCAAUCAAUGCCCGCUACCAUACCGCACCCUCACAGCCCACGAAGCCCGACUUACAAGCCUGUCAAGCCUCGCGACGACCCCUCCUCGGCUUCAGCGUCCGUUCCCUCCUCACCCAGCCAGAAACCCCACACUGCGCCUCCAGCGUAUGGAGCACAAGCAAGGAGGAAUAUGGCAGAGUCAGGCACCUUCUUCACCGACUCUCCAUCCAUAGACAAUACCCCGGAGGCCGAUGAUGUUGAAGAUCCCCAUGAUCUCUCCUUCUCGUCCAACCAUGUCCUACGUGCUUCCAUGGUAGACAACCUGGUCAUGUCACUCGAUCAGUUCAGUGGUCCGUUUGACGAGUCACCCUACGUCCCUCGGAGCAACAGUUAUGAUACGGGUACCAAAGAACUGCGUAAAAGAGGCCAUACCUUUUCAUCCUCGGUCUCCUCGGAGGGAGAUGUUCAUGACUUGAGGAGCAUGCCCAAGGCACCGGAGACCGUCCCCCGCAUCCCAGUUCGCAACAGUGUAAGAUACCCAAAGAAUGUUCAGCGACUACCCAGCAUUUUUGGCGAAGACGAGGAUUCGGUACGCUCCAAAGUCUACGACGCUCAACGAGCUGCUCAGCCUGGACACCCGAGACGAAAGAAGAAUCACUCCGCUGGUGCCAAAAGCAACGGGAGCAGCAACUCCUCCAGUAUCGAUCUCGGCCAUCUGGCAAGUCUGCAAGGCCGACUCGGUGGGCCAGGAAAUCGUCGAUCACGAAGUUUUGACUUUGGCACCAGACAACGUGUUUCUCGUGCGUCAAAGGCAUCCGUGGAUGCUGAUGGCGCUCCCAUGCCUGUUAUAUUUGCAGGCCCGGAGGCCCGAGAAGCGCCUGGCGGGAUAACGGCACUGCCUAUUAUCCGCAAAAAUAGCACAAAAUCUUCCAAAUCUGCCUACACAAAGAAGGCCCGCUCAGGUGCACUAGGGACUGCAACGCUCAGAAAUGAUGCAGUGCCACAACUACCAUCGAUGAAAAGCGUUCCAGGUCUAAGCACAGCGUCGCACGAAUACAAGUAUGGCUCGUCGCCACAUGAGUCUGCGCCGGUUUCAAGGCCAGGAUUCUUUCGUCGUGUGUUUGGCUCAUCAAGGAACACAAUCUCUCAGCCAGACUCUAGCUUACACUCACACCUUUCCCUCCAUAGAUCACAUGGUCGAUCGACUCCUGUACAAGACGAUGUCCCAGCUCCCGGCACACCCCCAGCGAGAGGCCAGAGAACCGUUCGUCGAACCUCGACAGACGCUUCUGCUAACAAGGAGAACCAACCUGUCAUUACGAAGAAGCCAUCAGCAUUCUUCCGUCGGAGAAAGAAGUCCGUCUCAAACGUCGUGCCACCGCCACUUCCUCUGACUCUGAACAACGAGUUGAAAUCGGACGCAGAACCUGCCAGUGGAACGAGUCCUGUCAGUAGCUUGCGAGCAUUCAUGGAUCCUUAUUUAGGAGAGGAAUUGCCUCCUGUUGCUGGCGGCGCUCAUGUUCAUGGUCGAACAAAUUCACUGCAAGGUUUCUAUACCAAGCCAGCACCGCCCCCUGUAUUUACACUACCAAAAGACACGGGCAAGCGUCCUAAAGGUCAUGCCAGGACAGAAUCUCACAGCAGUAACAAAACCCUGAAAUCUAAUCAAAAGCCAACUGCCACCCUACGUAUCCCGCACCAGGACUCAUUCUUAGCCGAUAGCAGCAGCACUGGUAGUACGGAAGAUUCAUCACGGAUAUCGCCCUUUGAUGGCGCACUGAGUUCCGAUAGCGAUCGACCUGCUGUCAGAGCCCGUCAUUCUGUCAAUGACCUGCGAUUGGAGCCCUCUGGAUCGUACAGCUCCCUACCGGGCCCGAGUACAGAUCCCAGGAAGUCAACCCUACGGCAAAGCUCUUGGAAGUCGGAUAAGACUUCGUUAUCAGCUACAGCCAAGGCGCAGCCACAAACACAAUAUCGUGAGAGCGGGGAAACACUCGGUAGCAAAUCAUCUCUGAACGUGAAACCAGCAGUAUUAAUCCCGCCACGACAAGGAUCUAAACAUUCCACGAUGGACUCUGCCUCGGACCUGAGCGAAUACAAAUCUGCUCCUAGCACACCUCUCAUUAUCGAAACACCAGACAACGGGAUUCUGUAUGCCCCGUCACAUACUCUCCGGCCGAGCCUUUCUGGAGUCCAGGUUUCCGAUCACAAAGCCAAGGCCCAGCAGAUCUUUGAUAACACUGACGAAGAAGUGGACUCGUCCAAUGCUGGCCCGUGGCUUGGCGAGGCUGGACCUGACCGAGAGCAUGUACGAAAGGCGUACAUGGAAUUGUUUGACUGGGUGAAUCAGGACAUCCUGGAAUCACUGCGGGGUCUCUGCGAUCGUGUCGCAUUGAAGGGAGAAACACAGCAAAUGGACAGAGUUCUGGACUCUUUCGCCAGAAGAUGGUGCGAGUGCAACCCUGCACACGCUUUUCGGUCGAGUGAUGUGGUGCACACAAUAUGUUAUUCGAUACUUUUGCUCAAUACGGAUCUGCAUCUCGCCGAUAUUGGGCAAAAGAUGACGAAGGCCCAGUUUGUACGAAAUGCACUCCCGACGGUCAAGCAGGUAGCUCAGGUCAAAAAUGUUGACGAUAUAGCACGUGGCUUGUCGGUCGAUUCGAGGACGAACGCAUCCAACCACGAAGAGUCAAGCGGCACCCGGACGCCCAAGAGAUCCAUGGAGCCUUCUAGUCAAGCUCAACAGCAGGCUUCUGAGAGUCGUGUGGAUACGGGCACUGGGAGAGCAUGGGAAGCCCAAAUGGAGUCUGUGCUCCGAGCCUUUUACAAUUCCAUCUCACAGGAACCCUUGCCACUUUUUGGUUCCCCUAUCGAUCCGAAUGUGCAUCUGAAUGCACCAAAUAAUUUCCUGACAAUUGGAACCAAUAUGCUACGCCGGACACCGAGUGUCUUGAGCAAAGCGCAUUCUGAAACACAUCGGGGACGAGUAGGUGGUGAAAGUAAGUCCCUCGGAGGGAGAUGGAUGACGAAGACUCGAUCGAGGCCUCGGUUGCCAUCAGCUCCUGGUUUUGGUUCUAGUAGAACCAGUGUCGACGAACAAUCAUCCACCUGGAGCCCCUCAAUGUCGAGUACCUGGAGCAAGGUAUCGUUGGGUAAGACACUCACAUCGAUGUCGGUGGAUUCUCUAGGGACCGAGGCCACACACAAUGACUACCAGUCCUCCAUUGGUUUUGCCAACGCUUUGAGUCAAGCCAUUAUUCGGGACGAUCAAAUGGAUUUCCCGGUUGAUGAGAACAUCAAAGCGGGUGCCUUGCUCGAGGAUGAAUCUCUAGAACUCAGUGGUGCGCCAUGGGCCAAGGAAGGCAUCGUCAAGCACAAAUGCCACCUGGAGGGCGUGGACAAACGAUCCAAGGACCGGAACUGGAAUGAUUGCUUUGCAGUGAUUGAGAAAGGAUGGAUGCGAUUAUUCUCUUUCUCAAUGACGGCCAAGUCGCUUCGAAAUAAGGCCCGCACCCCUCGAGCAGGUGCCGUUGUGGGAGGGGGCAACUGGCAAGAUAAUGCGGAAGAAGUGUGGAAAUUUAUGCUGCGUCAUACUAUUGCCAGCUCGUUGCCCCCUCCAGGAUAUUCCAAGGCCAGGCCAUAUGUGUGGGCUUUGAGUCUACCGACGGGUGCAGUCCAUCUCUUUUCAGUGGGAACUCCAGAUAUUGUCAAGGAAUUUGUCCACACAGCCAAUUUCUGGAGUGCUCGUUUGUCAAAGGAGCCAAUGAUGGGUGGCAUCAGCAACAUGGAAUACGGCUGGAGUGACGAAGUUGUCAAUCGAGUCCUGGCAGCGUCUGAGUCCCACCCCGCCCUUAACAACGUCGGUCUGAAUCCUCGACCCAGUACCCAGAUGUCAAUGCGGAGCUCAAUGGACCAUGCUGGUGGGGUGCGUCCUAAGCUUCCUGGGGACAAGGCCCAUAUCAAGGAAUGGAAUCCUCCACAGCAAUCAAUGUUCGCUUCACAGCUACUUGAAGUCGAUCAACUGAGAGCGCUGCAGACAUACGUGAGCAACGUGGAAGAGGAGUUGCAGAAACACAAUGAGCUUCGUGGACUGAUGCUACUUGCCUUUACGACCAAACAUCCAAACUCAAACAAAGCAAUGAACAACUGGGAGAAGAAGAGCAGCUAUUUGCUAAGAGAGAUUGUGAAAUUCCGCACGUACAUCGACACGCUGCAGAAUGCAGAGGCUACAAAACAGCGGAUUUAUGCCCUGCGGAAGCAGGAGGACGAGGCACAGCGGGCAGAAUUGGAUGAGAGAAACUCCGUGAAUGCCUAG